Spea bombifrons (plains spadefoot toad) is the source of this 1299-nucleotide messenger RNA. It is a transcript of the gene MPZL1, whose product is annotated as myelin protein zero like 1. Gene Ontology annotation, cellular component: membrane; focal adhesion; cell surface. NCBI's taxonomy places the organism in Eukaryota, Metazoa, Chordata, Amphibia, Anura, Pelobatidae. The record is from RefSeq and is a predicted model, not a curated record. The transcript has 6 exons. Bases 63 to 863 code for a protein of 266 amino acids.
GUGGGCGGUGCUUGCAGCUCAGUGAGGUGGCCGUGCUUUUUCUGGUAGCACUGGGUGUGAGGAUGGACGCGCUGCGGGUUUCGGUUCUGCGGUGUUGGUGGCCGUUGCUCUGGCUGCUGGGGACGGUGCUGGUUCUGGCCCCUCGUGUUUCCGCGGUGGAGGUGUAUGCGCCAGAAGAGUUGUUCGUAGAGUUUGAUACGGAAGCCAGACUGCCGUGCACUUUCCGGUCGACGGAGGUGACCAGCUCCAUGACGUUCGUGCUGUGGCAAUACAAGCCUGAAUCCGGAGGCAGCGACUUUGCACGGAUUUUGUAUUACACAAGCGGGACAACCUUCUCCGAGGAAGAACAGUUCAAAGGUAGGAUCUCCUGGGCCGGCGACCUCAAUAAGAGAGACGCUUCCAUCAAGAUACAGAACAUGCAGUUCAAGGACAACGGGACCUACGAGUGCGCGGUCGUCAACCCACCUGACCUCAAGGGUUCACCGAAACGGAUAAAAGUGCGGGUUGUGGAGAAAGAAAAUCUUCCGGGGUCCAACGUUCCCCUUCUGGUUGGGAUCAUUUGUGGAGUCAUCGGCUUUCUUCUCCUGGUUGCCAUCCUAACGUUUACAAUCGUCAUCUGCAAGAAGAAAAGAUCAAGGAAGGCCUACAAGGGCAGCUGCAGCACCACCGAGAGCUUGAUGACCCCCGUCAAGCAGCCGCCACGCAAAUCUACCUCUGACCCGGAGGCUAUGGUUACCCCCAUACCCUCUGGAGCCCUUCAGGGGCCAGUGAUAUACGCCCAACUGGAUCACUCCGGGACGACAAGCAACCAGAUCAAGAAAUCUGAAACGGUUGUGUAUUCGGACAUCCGACGGAUCUGCUGAGUUCCCCGACUCCAGAAGUCUGACCUAUGGCGAGAGAAAAAAAAAUCUAACUUUAAAUAUAUAUGGAACUGGAAUCGCUUGAAGCGAAUGUCCCCCAUCCCCCAGCCACGUGUAGCCUUUAUACUCAGGACCAAUGCAUGUGAUUGCCGAAGUCUGUAUCGUAAAGCGAGAUGCGUCGUGGAGUGUGAACGGGGGGGCUGGCCGCACCAGGCAAAAGGUCGUGGGUUCCUGAGGCGCCUCCAACCAUAAAACGUUUAAAUGUCUGCUUCGGAAGAAAAUCAUCACAGAAGCCUCUUCUAAUUGACUGGGUCCGGCGGGCAGCCCCUAUCGGAACAAAUUGCUGACUUUCACCCCAAAUACUGCCUGUUUUUUUUGGGGGGGGGUCGUCUUUUAAUUCGCUUGAAUUGCUACAAAAUACUAUGGGAUCAAAAUUAAC